This is a messenger RNA of Solanum lycopersicum (tomato), 1150 nucleotides long. RefSeq names its product mitochondrial import inner membrane translocase subunit PAM16 like 2-like. Gene Ontology annotation, biological process: protein import into mitochondrial matrix. NCBI's taxonomy places the organism in Eukaryota, Viridiplantae, Streptophyta, Magnoliopsida, Solanales, Solanaceae. Gene Ontology annotation, cellular component: TIM23 mitochondrial import inner membrane translocase complex. The record is from RefSeq and is a predicted model, not a curated record.
GCAAUUGUCAAUUAUGCUUCUAUUACUUAGCUACGUUGUACUGGCAACCAUAUUUAAUGGCUAAGUAAAAAUAGUUUAACGACUAAUCAUGUGACCUCCCCUCUGCGUCCUAGACAAAGUAUUGUUGAGGAUUCAUAUUAAUUGGUUAGUUUUACAUUGACUAUUGCAUCCCUUCUCUUUUACACGAGCUCCCCUAGGCAGAGUAACACCCCCGUAAACAACGUAAAAUCAUAACAUUUGGAACUCUUUCACCAACACGAAUCUUAUCAUAGAAAAAGUGGAUAUUUCAGGCCAUAGCCCACAUUAUGUCAAUAAUGUUUGUAGAUAUUGUUUCCUAUUUCUUCAAGUACAUGAGCCAUGUGCUUAUGUGAAAUGGUAUCUUAUUUUGGCAACUAUACAUCAUGUUGUUCUUGAAACAGGCUGCAAAAAUUCUUGCUAAUUUAAUUGUAAUGGGCUCUUCUAUAUUGGCAAGGGAUUUUGUUCAAACAUAUUGCCAGGCAUUGUCCAAUGCCUCGAAUAAUGGUGUUGCUCAAGAAGCAGUGCAGAAUAUAAAAAGAGUUAGCAAAACCAUGACGGAAGCAGAGGCAAGACAGAUUCUUGGUGUCACAGAGGAUUCAUCAAGGGAAGAAAUUGUGCAGAAGUAUGAGAACUUGUUUGAGCAAAAUGCUAAAAAGGGAAGUUUUUACCUUCAACCAAAGGUACAUAGAGCUAAAGAGUGUCUGGAAGAAGUUUACAAACCUAAAGAACCAGAAACCAAAAAAGGAAAAUUAGACACAUCACAGACAACACGACACUCUCCCACCAUUUGGUAGUAUGAAUGUGUACGAAGGGAUCAAUUUCUUGAGUAGCUUACAAGAAAAGAAGUUGAAAAAACUGGAUAAGUCAAAUUCAUUAUUCAAGCUUCUUGUAUAAUGAUGUUUAAGUCACAGCAAAAAUGCUAUUUAUCUAGCAUUAUUUUGAUGUUAAAAUAUCAUGAUGCAUAAAAUCGUUGUAAUUUAAAAAGCAAGGCAAAUGCCUCUUAUAUUGUUGGAAAUUAUAUGUAUUGUCACGAAGGAGCAAAUAGUUUGAAAAUACAUGUAGUAAAUGACAAAUUCGUAUGAACUCCGAUAGUUUAUAUCAAAUAAAUAAAUGCAUGAUAUGUGUUUAGACA